UCAUAAGUCUUACUACAUUUGCAGAGGUUAAUGAAAGAACCAGCAUGUUAUAUUACUGAGAAAGAGCGACGAAGCCCUUGGCAGAAAGCAAGGCUUGAAGAGGCGCUACUGGGAGGCGGCAACCAGCCUAAAAACCAUUAGUUUUUAGAGAGAACAGGCGUCCCUCAGAUCAGCGGCGAAGCUGAUUGGCUGGCCGCCCCCUUGGCGCGGCGCUGAGUGGAGGACCGCCAUCACGUGAUGCCUUUUCCCGCCGGGUGCCCUCUGGCUCGCGGCUGGCCCGCCUCAGUCGCUCUCGAGUCGCCAGCGUGGAAGGUGGUUGCGCGGUGGCUGCGUUGCAUCCCGGCCCGGGCGGCGAUGGACCACCGGCACGAGAGGGACGGGGCGCCGAAGCGGGCCUGCCCUUCCAGCCCGACCGACGACCAAGACUUGCGCACGCCGGAAAAGCGCGUCUCGGCGGUUCCCGAUGGGCUGCCGAGCCCCCAACACCCGCGGGAGUGGGACUCCGCGCAGCUGUGUGCCUUUCUUCACGCCAGGGGCCUCGGCGACGCGGAGGAGUUGAGCAGGCUCCGAGAAAAUGAUAUCACUGGUUCAUGUUUGCUCCACCUUACAGAAUCUCAUCUUGAAAAAAUCGGAUUUCGAAAGAUGGGUAUGAGACGAAAGAUUCUAGAUUGCCUACACAAACUGGCACAAAGUCAUGCUGAUAAAAUGAAGGUAUUUAAUGACCCUGUUCAUGGUCACAUUGAAAUGCACCCUCUACUUGUUAAAAUAAUCGACACACCUCAGUUUCAGCGCUUACGAUACAUUAAACAGUUGGGUGGAACUUACUAUGUUUUCCCAGGAGCAUCACACAAUCGGUUUGAGCACUCACUUGGAGUUAGCCAUCUGGCAGGCUGCUUGGUUCGGGCACUGCAAGAGCGACAACCGGAACUGGAUAUUAACCACAGAGAUAUUUUGUGUGUUCAGAUUGCUGGACUCUGUCAUGAUUUAGGUCAUGGACCAUUUUCACAUAUGUUUGAUGGAAGAUUCAUCCCACGGGCUCGCCCUGGAUUCCCAUGGAAGCAUGAAGAUGCUUCUGUUCAGAUGUUUGAGCACAUGAUCGCUUCCAACAAUCUAAGGCCUGAAAUGGAAAGUUAUGGUCUCAAGCUGAAUAAAGACAUACCAUUCAUUAAAGAACAGAUAGCAGGACCUAUUGAAUCUAAAAAAGAUGACUCUUCUUGGUCUUACCAAGGGCGAACCGAAGAAAAAAGUUUUCUUUAUGAGAUAGUGGCUAAUAAAAGAAGUGGCAUUGAUGUUGAUAAAUGGGAUUACUUUGCCAGGGAUUGUCAUCAUCUUGGAAUUCAGAAUAAUUUUGAUUAUCAGCGAUUCAUUAAAUUUGCCCGUGUUUGUAAAGUGGAAAAUAAGAAGCAUAUUUGUACUCGUGACAAGGAAGUUGGAAAUCUUUAUGACAUGUUCCACACAAGGAAUUGCCUGCACCGGAGAGCCUACCAACACAAAGUUGGCAACAUCAUUGAAACCAUGAUUACAGAAGCCUUUUUAAAUGCUGAUCCCUAUAUCAGUAUAAGGGGUUCUGAUGGGAAAGAAUAUAAGAUCUCUACAGCAAUGGAAGAUAUGGAAGCUUACACUAAGCUAACAGAUGACAUUUUUCUAAGUAUUUUACACUCUGAUCGACCAGAACUGGAGGCAGCACGGGACAUUUUGUGUAAAAUAGAGCGUCGCGAUCUCUAUAAAUUCCUUGGACAGACUCAGCCUCCAGAGGGCAUGGAAAUUAAAAAGGAACUGUGGGAUAGUCUACCUUCGGAAAUAGUUAAAGCUAAGCCAAUCAUUACUGAAUUGACCCCUGUUGAAUUGAAGGCUGAAGACUUUAUUGUUGAUGUUAUCAAUAUGGAUUAUGGAAUGAAAGAGAAGAAUCCUAUCAAUAAUGUUCGUUUCUACUGUAAGUUUGACAUUACUAAGGCGAUCCCAAUUUCUAAGGAACAAGUUUCACAGCUUCUACCAGAAAAAUUUGCUGAACAACUGAUCAGGGUUUAUUGUAAGAAAACAGAUGAAGACAUUAUUUAUGUUGCCAAAAAACACUUUUAUCAAUGGUGCAUAGAAAAGGAUUUCAGUAAACCACAGGAUGUGGAUGUGGUUGCCCCAGAAAUGACUCCACUGAAAAAAGAUUGGGCUCUUAAUGAAGAUUGUGCAAAGCAUGGUUCAAUGGGGACAAGUAGCCCUUCAAAGUUCAGACAAAAACUUUUUAAAUGACAAAAUCAACGUUAACGCCUUUAGUGUGAUUUAAAUUUUGUUAUAUCUUUUUUAAUAUAAUUGCUUUGUUAUAAAAAUAAGAUGAGCAGAUUUUUUAAAAUCAAACUACAGACUGAAUCUGCCCUAUGCCACUGGAAAUCAGCAUUGGGAAAUGUCUUAGUAUAUACAUUUUAGUUGCUUUGUUGCUUUCUCAAAUUAGUUCAUUGAUUUUCAAAAGAUAAAUGAUGGCCACUGCUAGCUUAAAGAAAUAAUUGUAAGUCGUUUCUAAGGCCAGUUUCAAAUACUUUUGAGAAAUCUCAUAUAUAUUUUUUAAAGACUGGCUUUCUAGCCUUGCCAUAUUUCAUUUUCUUAAGAUCCUUAAACUUGAUUAGUUUGCUAUUGAAGCAACACUAUAUAUAUAUAUAAAAUAUUCACAAGGAAGAUGAGGGAAAACUUGUGCCACUUCCUUAAUUCACAGUUGUUGUUUUUUUAAAAAGCCCCUCAGCCUCAGAUCAUGAUAGAGCUGAAUACACAAUGAUGCAGAGUUUGCUGCUUAUUUUUAGUAACCAAAGGAAAUACUGGCAACAACAAAUCUUCUAACAAAAUAAUUUAAAAGUAACAAGGACAUGUCAAAUUAUAGGAUUUUACUUCCUAUAUUACAAAGUUACUAGAAGAUAUUCAGGCAUUGAAGUUCAAGUAGAGAUUAGGUAUGGGAUGGAGCAGAUCUCAGAUAUUGGAAACUCCAGAGCCCAGUUUGGCUCAUAUUGACAGAGUGAAAAGGGAGGAGUGGCAUUUCUUUUCAGGGUUUUUAAAAAUCUCUCAUUGGGAUCACAUGCGUGUUAGUUUCAUGAAUCAUGGACACCAGACUUCCAACUCCCCAUUUCCUUUUUGCAAAGACACCAGUUAAAGAUGAAGGGGAAAAGGUUAUAGAGGCUUUAAUGGGAGUGGACAGUUGAUGCUGUGUCUAAGAUCAGUUUUCUCAGCUUUUAGAAGAUGAUUAUUCUGAUAGCACUGGGACUACCUCGGGUAAUAGAUUGUAUCCCUACUAUCUUUUCCCCCAGAUAAUCUGAUUGUAUUUGUCAUAUUCCUUUAAAUCUUUGAUAUGCACUUUAUGCUGACAAACGUGAUUUUGUAUAUGUGACGAGCGUGCUCUUAAGUGUGGGAAUGCAGAUUUUUAUCUUCCCAGUGUUUUUUUUUUAUUCAACUCCAGUUUAAUAACUUCUAGUUAGCUUCCAGUUUUACAUUCUUUGGGUCAGAUUCAGAGUCACUCUUCUAUGAGUAAAAGGGCUUCACUCAUUCACAGAUGAAACAAAGAUUUAUGCUGUUGGGGGACUGUGACUUAUUUCCAACAUUGUAAAGAAAUGAAAAAAGCUACAGGACAAAUCAUCAAUUCAGUAGGAACUAAAGCAAAGCUUUACUUGAACCAGCUGAAUCUAGAAUUCCCCCUUACUGACACACAUGCCACUGGGUCCUAUGUACCAAGAAUUGUACAUCAUUACAUGGACUAAAGGCUGCAUAUAGCUCUCCAAAAGCCUUUUUUUUGGUGCCUCAUAACUCAGAGCUUUCCAUACCCCCCCCCCCCCCCCCCGAGCUACGGGAAAAACAUGAGGUAUCAUUUUCCUGUUCUUGGAAGCUCCAAGAAUGGUGGUUCAGACUUGCUUCCUUUAAGAAUGACAUAAUCUCCCACCUCCUUCCAAAAAUAGAAAAGUAAAAAAUGGAAGUGAAUGAGUGGUCACUUCAGUUUUUUUCUCUCCUCCCCCUUUUUUAUGACUACUACAGCAGCUACUGGGGCAAAAAUGGUUCCCAGUUCUGCCAGAUUUGCACAUUCAGGUAUAUCAGUUGAGCCUCAUAUAUUUGAGUUAGAGAGAAAUGUUAUUCAUCCCUAGUUACACGUUUAAUUUUCUAUGCUCCACUUCAAAUGAAGAGGGCAAAGUAACUACACAUACAACAAUCUGUAAAGCUGCAUUGAAUUGCUAUUCCUGUUUAUAUUACAAAAACUACAUUUUGCAAUUUCAGAAUAUGAAGCCUUAUCUAUGAUCUUUACAGCACAGUAAUAAAAGCUCUCUAAUGGUU
Messenger RNA from Anolis carolinensis (green anole), 4296 nucleotides. It is a transcript of the gene samhd1, whose product is annotated as SAM and HD domain containing deoxynucleoside triphosphate triphosphohydrolase 1. Lineage: Eukaryota; Metazoa; Chordata; Lepidosauria; Squamata; Anolidae. Gene Ontology annotation, biological process: regulation of innate immune response; dGTP catabolic process; defense response to virus. The transcript has 17 exons. Gene Ontology annotation, cellular component: nucleus. The record is from RefSeq and is a predicted model, not a curated record. Bases 238 to 2244 code for a protein of 668 amino acids. Gene Ontology annotation, molecular function: protein binding; dGTPase activity.